Molecule: messenger RNA, 1290 nt
Organism: Lytechinus variegatus (green sea urchin)
Lineage: Eukaryota; Metazoa; Echinodermata; Echinoidea; Temnopleuroida; Toxopneustidae
Gene: tmem199
Product: transmembrane protein 199-like
Exons: 6
Coding region: 38-637 (199 amino acids)
Biological process (GO): vacuolar proton-transporting V-type ATPase complex assembly
Cellular component (GO): endomembrane system
Source: RefSeq, a predicted model, not a curated record
GAGCAACUUUGAGCAUGCGCAAAGCAAAAUUGCGAAAAUGUCGUCGGCUCUUGUUCUUGUUACAGAUCGCAUUGAGCGAUCCAUUAAAUCCAUAUUGAUAAGAGACGAUGUUCCAGAGGUUACGAAAAGAGAGUUCAAGCAUGUCAUAGAAACAGAAGGGACGGAAAAGAAUGGCGAACCACGAUCGAUUUCAUUCUCAUGUGUUCAACAAUUGCAUCAGCUGCUGUCAAAAGGCGUCAAUUCAAAAACAUUGUAUCUCCAUGAACUUCUUGAGGGAGCAGAUGUAUACCAUCCACCUUUGAAACAACCAGAAAGGAAUCCUGAACUUGUUGCCAGACUGGAAAGGUUAAAGGCCGAACAAGAGGAUAGGGAGUAUAGACGCAUGACAAAGAAUGUGAAAAUCAGAACCUAUGGUGAAAGUCCCUUAGCCCAGGUUGGACAAGAAGUUCGAACAUUCCAAGUCCAGAUGAUGGGCGUGCUCAAUGUUGUUUUAACAAUCGGAGGAGGCUUUGUGUUUGGGUAUAUGGCUGCUGCAUAUCAAAGCCAACCUGUCAUAUGGCGAGUUACAGCGGGACUCAUAGUGGCAUUCAUAGUAGCUGUAGCAGAUCUUUACUUCUUCAUCAAACAUGAAGUAUGACAUCUAACUUCGACAUCAUGUUCAAGCACGCUCGAGAGACACUAUGAAAUAUUGCAAUUUAUGGACCAAUGAUAUGCUCUAUAAGGAAUUUAGUAUGUAUCGCAGUUAUGGACCGCAAGAGUGUUGGGUUAUUCUUGUUUCCUCUAGUGGGCCUGUAAACAUUGAGGAAAGUGUAAGAAGAAGGGAACAGGAUUCAAUGACAUAUGUGUGCAUACACCCCAUCAGACAUGUGCAGCAGCAUUUUAAUAGAUUUAUUCCAAGGGCUGCUUAUUCCACUUCGUUGAAUUAGGUUCAAGGUUUUAUUCAUAUCAAACAUACCACACUUUCAACAAUGUCGACAACUCAGUACCGGUACAAACAAUAUUAUACAAGACAAACAAUUAUAUUAUACAAUACAAAUUAUUAUAGGUAAGCAUAAAUAAAUAUCGUAAAAUAUGAAAAGUGUACUUAAUAUAACAAUAGAAAAAAAAAGUACUAUAAUGCAUUCUUGUAAAUGGUUGUAAUAUAAUGACAAAGAAAGAAAAUGUGAGGUGUAGAUAUGGGGAGCCAAAGGUAAAAGCAGAGCUUGUUGGUCAAAGGCUCCAAGAAAUAUGCAGUGAGAGUCCUGUAAAAAUAUCAAUACGACAAGAGAGUGAUAAAUAAAAGGGCAAACG